UUGCCCGGGGCCGGGCUUCCCGGAGAGGUUGAGCGGGGGCGGAUUUAUUUUGCUUCCACAUUCAGGGCGGCUGCCGCCAUGCGGUUUCGGGCCAAGAUCGUGGACGUCGCCUGCCUGAACCACUUCACCCGUGUGAUCAAUACAAUUGCCAAACUAGCUAAGACGUGCACUCUGCGCCUUACAGUGGACAAACUUUACUUCAUCCUUACUGAUAAAGUGGCAAAUGGAGGGGUCAGCAUGUGGUGUGAGUUAAGUCAGGGGAACUUCUUUGAUGAAUUUCAGAUGGAAGGAGUAGCAGCAGAACACAAUGAAAUUUAUUUGGAGCUGACACCAGAAAACCUAUCAAGAGCUUUAAAAACAGCCCAGAAUGCCAAGACGGUGAAAAUCAAAUUGACUAACAAGCACUGCCCCUGUCUCACAGUAGCUGUGGAACUGCCCUCGUUAUCGAGCAGUAGUCGCAUUGUGACACAUGACAUUCCAGUGGGAGUUAUUCCCAGAAGACUGUGGAAUGAUUUCCGAGAGCCUAGUGUACCAGAUUUUGAUGUCAGUAUUUACUUGCCGGUGCUGAAGACCAUGAAGAGUGUUGUGGAAAGAAUGAAAAAUCUCAGCAAUUGCAUUGUGCUUGAAGCAAAUUUAAACGGAGAAAUGAACUUGAAAAUAGAAACAGAUUUAGUGUCUGUUACGACCCAUUUUAAAGGUCUUGGAAAUCCUCCAUGGGUAUCAGAGGAUGGUUCACAAAAUUCUACUCAAGACAGAGAUCCGGAAAGCAUGGCUGAGGCACGCAUAGACAUUCGGAAGCUCUUGCAGCUACUUGCUGGGCAGCAAGUAAAUCCCACGAAAGCCUUGUGCAAUAUUGUGAGCAAAAGGAUUGUUCACUUCAUUUUGCUUCAUGAGGAGGUUUCCCUUCAGUACUUCAUUCCAGCACUUGCAUGAAUACUCUUCUACAGCUCAGCAGUUCUGCCCUAUGAGGCCUGGCCUACAGAGUGAAACAAGCAUAAAGAGUGGGGAUUUUGUGCAUCGAUGGGCUCUUGAUCUAUAAUAUUUAAAAAAGUUGUUGUACAUUUUAUAUUGUAUAUAUGUAUAGAAUUAUUGUAAGAACUUGAUUCCCAAGGAUAUUAUAUUUUUGUGUUGAUUAUAUAUUGGAUUAAAGUGAAAAUAUAUGGAAA
This is a messenger RNA of Mauremys mutica (yellowpond turtle), 1166 nucleotides long. It is a transcript of the gene HUS1, whose product is annotated as HUS1 checkpoint clamp component. The coding region runs from base 79 to 933 and encodes 284 amino acids. NCBI's taxonomy places the organism in Eukaryota, Metazoa, Chordata, Testudines, Geoemydidae. The record is from RefSeq and is a predicted model, not a curated record. Gene Ontology annotation, cellular component: nucleolus; site of double-strand break; checkpoint clamp complex. Gene Ontology annotation, biological process: nucleotide-excision repair; double-strand break repair via homologous recombination; mitotic DNA replication checkpoint signaling. The transcript is spliced from 8 exons.